This is a messenger RNA of Myotis lucifugus (little brown bat), 1525 nucleotides long. RefSeq names its product solute carrier family 39 member 3 (gene SLC39A3). The record is from RefSeq and is a predicted model, not a curated record. NCBI's taxonomy places the organism in Eukaryota, Metazoa, Chordata, Mammalia, Chiroptera, Vespertilionidae. The coding region runs from base 338 to 1282 and encodes 314 amino acids. The transcript is spliced from 4 exons. Gene Ontology annotation, molecular function: zinc ion transmembrane transporter activity. Gene Ontology annotation, biological process: zinc ion transmembrane transport. Gene Ontology annotation, cellular component: plasma membrane.
GCGGGGCGUGGACUCUGCCUCGCCGACCCGGGCCUCCUCCUGGGCGCCACUGUAGGAUCUAGACCGCGCUACAUUUGAGCGGCGGGAGGCGUUGGCGGGCGGGCCUUGCGGAGGUCCAGAGGGAACACUGCUCCACCUUGGCUGACGGAGUCAUGUGAAGAAGUCCACAUGCUUCAGCACAUCCAUUUGUUCAGCCAGCGGUUACUGAAUCUCUGUGGUGCACCAGGCCUCUGGUGACUGGACUGAGGCAUGAGCCCCUGGUAGCACAUCGUGGGACGGAGUGUGCAUCCACACAUGGUUCGGCCCUGCGGUAACCAUAGCAGCCCAGGCUGUCACCAUGGUGAAGCUGUUAGUGGUCAAAAUUCUUUGCAUGGUGGGCGUGUUCUUCUUUAUGCUGCUGGGUUCCCUGCUGCCUGUGAAGAUCAUCGAGACAGACUUUGAGAAGGCCCACCGCUCGAAAAAGAUCCUCUCGCUCUGCAACACCUUUGGAGGCGGGGUCUUUCUGGCCACCUGCUUCAAUGCUUUGCUGCCUGCUGUGAGGGAAAAGCUCCAGAAAGUUCUGAGUCUUGGGCACAUCACCACUGACUACCCACUGGCAGAGACCAUUGUGAUGUUAGGCUUCUUCAUGACCGUCUUCCUGGAGCAGCUCAUCCUGACCUUCCGCAAGGAGAAGCCGUCCUUCAUCGACCUGGAGACCUUCAAUGCUGGCUCAGAUGCUGGCAGCGACUCAGAGUACGAGAGCCCCUUCAUGGGGGCUGCGCGGGGCCACGCAAUCUACAUGGAGCCUCACACCCACAGCCACGGGCUGAAUGUCCAGGAGCUGUCGCACUCCAGCCCCCUGCGCCUCCUCAGCCUGGUCUUCGCUCUGUCGGCUCAUUCCAUCUUUGAGGGCCUGGCCCUGGGUCUACUGGAGGAGGGGGAGAAGGUGGUAAGCCUGUUCGUGGGUGUGGCCAUCCACGAGACACUGGUAGCUGUGGCCCUAGGCAUCAACAUGGCCCGGAGCUCCAUGCCCCUGAGGGAAGCGGCCAAGCUGGCCAUCACCGUGAGUGCCAUGAUCCCCCUGGGCAUCAGUGUUGGCCUGGGCAUCGAGAGUGCCCAGGGCGUGCCCAGCAGUGUGGCCUCGGUGCUACUGCAGGGUCUGGUGGGUGGCACCUUUCUCUUUGUCACCUUCUUUGAGAUCCUGGGGAAGGAACUGGAGGAGAAGAAUGACCGCCUGCUCAAAGUCCUCUUCCUGGUGCUGGGCUACACCGUGCUGGCCGGCAUGGUCUUCCUCAAGUGGUGAACGUCCCAUUGCUGUCAUUAUCCAUCUUGGUCACCCCAUCCUGCUGGAGCUCUCGGAGCCCCUGGGUGGAAACAGGCUACAUUCCCCAGCUCUCUCUCCCCCCAUUGGGGAGGUCAGGCCCCCCAACCACUGCCUGCGCACAGAGAGGUUACCCAAGACCAAGCUGCACCCUAGAUUCUACACCCCAAGCCUCAGGGCAACCCUAUUGUAAAAUACUUCUCUUAAAGGUAUUUGCCAAAGCUG